AAUGGGUGGACGAACCGGGAACGCAGGGAUGCAGGCGAAAUCCAACAUGUCAUCUAUGAAAGGCCAACUUGGAUUGCGGAGCAGUGCCUUGGCCCCAACCUCUGCCAAGUUGACGACUCAAUACCUUGUUCUGGACCAUAUGAACAAUCAUUACAGCAAAAUUGUCAAUGCCAAAUCUGCCAUUGAUAACCGCCCACCAAAGGUCUUGUCAACUAGCCAGAAAGCUCGUGACAGGAAGACCCGUGAGUAUGUGAAGAAGACUGGUGUACGUCCCAGUUCCAGUAUGAAUAUCCGUCCUACUUCCAGAAAUAUUUACUAUGAUGACAUGGAUGGAAUGGAUGAUCAUGCUGCUCUGAAUGACUUUGAUCCUGAAGACGACGAUGAUCGCUUGGUGUUGGACAUUAUGAAAACAACUCUUAAAUCCAACAGACAAGACAAGGUAGAAAGUACUGAGGCUACAUAUGGUGGUUCACAAUCAUAUGAUGCUUAUAAUGGACAAAGUGAAGGUCAGGUUCAAGGUCACAACUACCGCAGCCAAGGCCACAGCUAUCAACGUCCUGAUCCUCAAGGCUAUCAAUAUCAGACUUAUUCACAUCAGCAAGUCAACAGAUCAGGUUACCCCAAAAGACCCUCAUCUGCUAGAUCUGUAAGAUCAGCCACUAGUGGUGUGUCAAGAUCUGCUCUGCCUCAUGGUGCAACACAUAACAGAAAGGUUGAGGAUGGAGAUAUUCUUGCCACAAGGAAACACGUUUUUACUGAACCAGAGAAACCGUUCACACCAAGAACUUUGAAGUCAACAAGGACAUCAAAACUCAGCCAAACAAAAUUUUACACAGCUCCCCCACAGAAGAGAAAAGAUCCAACAGAAGAGAAACACAGUGACAAACAUUUAGAGGAAAGUGUGGAGAAACCAAAGCCUAAACCACGGAGGGCAAAAUCACCAAUGAAUAGGACAGAAACACCUUUAACAGAAACCAGCCUGAUGUAUGAAACUUUACAAAGUAGGGAUUUCUCAAAGUUUGACAAAGAUAAGAUGGUUCCAACACUGGACAUCUCUAUGGACAAAGACCAUCUCAAUUGGAUUAAAGAACAGGCCUCCAAAGCAGAGAUCCGUGCUAAAAGCUCAAAGCUCAAGACCAGCAUGGAACGAAUAAAGGAGAAAGAUCUGCAGGACACAACUGAUAUGGGUGAGACAGGCGAACUCACUACAGGUACUCUGGGCCGAACGACAAGGUCGUUUGGAACCAGAACUAUGGGCCGAUCUGGACGCCUCAAUGAGCAAGAGGAGGAACUGCAGUAUGUGGAAUUCAUGAAGGAAGUGACUGAUGACGUCCUCAACAGAGGUGUGUUUACAAACAGGGUACUGAAGCAAGUUUUCCAAAACCACAUUGAGAAGCGGAAAGGACACUUAGAUGAGCAUAAAAUGAGAGGUGUUUUAGAUGAGAUCAGGAGGGACUUGGGUAUUCCACAUGAGUCUGACUCGGAUAUAAGUUCAUACACUGGGUCUCCAGAUAUUUCCUCAAGGCUUAAAUCUACAGGAUAUACUGGAAGAAGCAACAACAGCAUCGGAAUCUCUAAACCCUUUGAUAGGACCUUCAAUUCGACCAUGGAUUCUCAGAAUACUUAUGGCCUGCAGAGUAUGUCUGGGGAUUUAUUUAGCACUAUCAAUUCUGAGUUUGAUAGAGAAGAUAUGUCAAACACCCAGGCGCUGCAAAGCUACCAGCUUGAAAUGACUCGCAAAGAAGCAAUAGACGAGGCAAUCGAGGAAGGGGUCCCAGAGGCUGAUGAGGGCAAUGAAAAGCUUGAUGAAGGGAUAGAACAAGAUGCAGAAGGUACACUCCAGCAGCCCAGAGGAAGGUUGAUACAAGUCGGUUCUAGGGAUACUGAUCAAGAGUCAGUUCAUUCUUCGUCGUCAAAAUCUAGAGUUAGUAGAAGUAAAAAAGAUGUCCCACCUGUUGAGUCACAUCAGGAAGUAUUUGAUAAGGCCUCUGUCCAUUCUCAGGCGUCACGAUCUUGGCUCUCAGCAGCGUCACGAAGUAGACCCAGUAGCGUGGUAUCAGCGGGGGAGCAGGUAAGGGACAACAUUUCUGUACAUUCACAUGCCUCAAGGUUGAAAGCGACAUCUCCACAACCAAGACAGAAUGUGGACCAAUAUCAGGAUAUUGUGCAAUCACCCAAAAGUCGAUCACUGGUCUCGCGUGGAGAAGAGACAGAUGACACAUUAACACAUGACCAUUCACAACUACUGAGUGAAGGCGAGACUGAGGGGGCGUAUGGUGAGGAUGAGUUUGAGGAAAGUGAACCAGAUGACCAGCUGGGUACUGCCACACACAGAACAUCUGACGAUGACUUCUAACAAAAACUUGCUUAUUAAUGGCAACAGUAAGGAAUGCACUAUAUUUGAAAUUGCUCUGCAGCUUUUACAUGGAAAAGGAAAAAAAAAUUCUCAGUUGUUGUGGGAUAUAUGUAUUCCAAUCCUUUUAGAGGCAUGAUUAAAACCAAGCCCUUUCGCUCCAAUGUAUGUUUAUAUGAGAUGUGGAUUUGUAAAUUAGUAUCUGAUUGUAAUCAGGUUAUGCGAUAAUCUGAAAAAGAAGUUACAGUAAUUUCCAUUAAUUUUUGCUUUUUAGCUUAGCAUAUCAAGGAGAUCAAAACACGUUAUUUCUGAAAUGUAAUCCCCAAACCUGGUCAGCCAUGUUAAUCUUACCUCUACUGUAGAUAUGUUUAAUUUGGCAUGGUUCGAUUUUAGUGUGAUAACUACAGGGCAAAAGGCACUAAAAUGAAAAUACUGCUAAGAUAUAUCCAUUUACAGUAUUUGUUCUUUGUUCUACGUAAACACUCUAUAUAUUGUCUUUGAUAUUCGUGGAUGUUGCCAUAUUGAUGCAUCGUUUAUCUUGCUUUUUAAACUCGCAAUCGCUCACUUGUUCAUGAAUUAAACUUUGAUGCAUUGUAACUGCUUAAAAAAACCUCCCAUUUGCUCAUCGUUCGUCAAUCAAACAUCGAAAGUGUCUUAAAUGUUGUAUAUUCUCAAUAUUCUCUAUUGUCAUAUAAAAUACCUGUAGCUGGCUAUUGGUACUCUUGUUUAUGAACGCAGGAGAUGCCCAUUGACAUGUUUUCUAAUGCAUUUCUCUGGUGAUGAAUUCAACCUUUUUCUGGACUGUAUUACACUUUGAGUAAUGCUGGAUUUGAAUUUUCCCUUACCUGAAUGUUGUUGAAGGUCAAAAAGGGUUGUCUUAUGUCAUUUAUCUAAGAUGCUAAUUUUCAUAAUUUGUAAGGACACUGAGAAAUACACUUAGGAGAAAGGAUAAAUUUUGUCUGCAUUUCGUGAAGCAUGGCAAAUUGUGAGAUAAGUGUCUGUGAGUAAUGUGACAUGUUUUUGUCUGGUAACAAAGACAAACAUUACAUAUAAGGCUUGGAACAAAUUAUCUGUGAUUGAAGCUAUUUCCUGGCUCAUACACUACUGCUGAAAGGAACUAACCAUGAUGGAGAAAAGAAAAUGGAGGCAUUUUAUUUUUACAAAAUAUUUUGUUAUUUCAUGCAUUUUCAUCAAUAUUAACCAAAUAUUAUUUUUGUGUGAAUCCUGCCAACAAUAUUGAUGUAUGUGAAUUAGUUACCUGGUAUAUUUGUCUGUUGUUUUGUUUUUAGUUUUUCAUUUUCCCCUUAUCCGUCCUUAUUUGGCUGUUGCAAUAUAUCCUACAUCUAUACAUUUUUUUUUUUUUUUUAAUUUUAUUAAUUUUUUCCAAAAAAAUAUUUAGAGGAAAAGGGUGAAAAUAAGUUCACCUGUUGAUGAAGACCCACACAUUUUGUGUUUUGAUUUGUUACCCUAUAUCAUUAUAUAUUUGCAAUUCUUGAAAAAAAAAAAUAGUUUUACAUAUAGUAAUUUUUUUAUAUGUGUUGUCCUACUAAAUAUGUUUGCACUGUAGUACUAGUCACUAGAUGCUUACCAACCAGUUUGUUUCAAUGUACAUGGCUACACUGAAUCACAUUCUCUUGUGAUACAGUAUGAUUGAUUGGCAAUAUAUAUAUUUUACAUUUGCACUGAUACCAGUAUAUCAGUGUACCAUUUACAGAAUUACAAUGUAUAUUUCUCUUCGAGUAGUGUAAGUAAUUACAAAAAUUGUGAUUAAUUAGUAGCCUAGGUAAGUACUUACUUGUAGUGUCAUUUUCAAUGUUUCCAUAUAUUUUGUUAUUUUCAACCAUGAUAGUGUAACUAGAUAGUGAUAAUCUGUAGGAUGUUGAAUGAGAUGUUUUUAAUUUUCAUUAUUAACAACAUAAAAACAGGGUUUGUUUUAUAUAGAAAGAGAAAGUUAGAUUUUUAUUGACGAGAUGUUUGAAUUGAUAAACCCUUCUUUGAAAUGAAACAAGUUUAAUAAUAGUGGCCCAAAGACUGACUUUUUAAUGAAAAAACAAGGACAUACCUUUAUCAUGAGUGUGAGCAUUUCGAAUCUAUAUCAACAUUGCCAACAGACCCUCACCCAAAAAGGUCAUCCAGAAUUUGGUUAGUGUUUUUCGUACCGGUUUGUCAUGGACAAAGUGACAUAACAUGAACAAAGGGCCAUUACUCUGUGUAAGUGGGACAUGAAACCAGAUUUAUAUACUAGAACUAGCUGUGUGACACUGCCACCUCAAGAGAUACUCACAUGUAAAUUUUUGGAAAUAAAAUGACAACGAAAAUUUGAAGAACUGAUUGUCAGACAGACAGGACGAAUACCUGCAGUCAUUUCUGGUAGUAUCGUUGAAUAAAUUUAAUGUUAGAAACUUUCAUUACAAGUUUCAUAAGUAACAAAGUUUGUAUGGUGAAUAAAUGAGACAGAAGUCUCUCUAGACAUGACAAAGAGAAAUCUCAUCUUACUGUUAAUUUUGUUGUUAUCUCAUGUGAUAAAUGUUGUGUAUUUAGCUUUGUUUACAGAGCACUGUCCCACUGUUUUCAUGUCAUUAUCAUUUUGAAAUGUUUUGGUAGAUACAGGGUGAAUGAGUGUAAAUGAUAUUUUGUCCCAGGUGGUCUUGAAAUCUGUCUCGUGUAUAAUGCUCCAUCCAUUCUGUUGUAACCUUUUUACAUUUACAUAACAAUGAUGUGUUGCUUAUAAUGAAAGGGAGAUAAGCAGUUUUCACUCUAUUAUAAUUGUUUUUUUUUUCUUGCAAUACAAAAUUCAAGUCUGUGAUUUAAAAAAAAAACUUGUCAUUCUUGCAAUUUCAAAGCAAAAGUCCCAUUAUUU
This is a messenger RNA of Ylistrum balloti, 5213 nucleotides long. RefSeq names its product spermatogenesis-associated protein 7-like. Gene Ontology annotation, cellular component: axoneme; ciliary basal body. NCBI's taxonomy places the organism in Eukaryota, Metazoa, Mollusca, Bivalvia, Pectinida, Pectinidae. The coding region runs from base 2 to 2356 and encodes 784 amino acids. The transcript has 10 exons. Gene Ontology annotation, biological process: microtubule cytoskeleton organization. The record is from RefSeq and is a predicted model, not a curated record.